Molecule: messenger RNA, 1594 nt
Organism: Trachymyrmex cornetzi
Lineage: Eukaryota; Metazoa; Arthropoda; Insecta; Hymenoptera; Formicidae
Gene: CSN7
Product: COP9 signalosome subunit 7
Exons: 4
Coding region: 372-1211 (279 amino acids)
Biological process (GO): COP9 signalosome assembly
Cellular component (GO): COP9 signalosome
Source: RefSeq, a predicted model, not a curated record
CAAUUGCUCGCAAUUGCUCCAGGCCAUGGCUGACAAAUCCGAUUGUUUCUUACGCCGCGAUUUAAAGCCCCCGAAAGUUUGAAACAGUGCCAGAAAGAGGUUUCGAUUAGCUUCGGUAUUCGUAGCAAUACGAUAACGAAGAAGUGAGUUUCUCAAGUUAUUCUCAGGCGUUUGACUGUGUCCCCACGACGCGUGCACUUUCGAUCGUCGUUGAUGUGCGGAACGAACGCGUCUGUUUCCUAACCUCUCUAUCGGCCAGACGAUCGUACGAGCAUUCUGUUUACUAAAGCUUUAUUACUAAGAAGAAAGGACUUUUUUUUUUCCAGAGUAGUCUAUUGGCGAUUUUAUCUAUCGUCAUUAACAGAGUCACCAUGACAGGUGGAAAUACCGCUGAAAAAUCAGCUAAUAAUCCUUUGGAGCAGUUCGUGCUGCUUGCAAAAACUGCGAAAGGCGCCGCCGCCAUAGAACUUAUAAGGCAAGCCGUCGAAACGCCUGGCGUUCAUGUCUUUGGCGAGUUAUUGGACAUGCCAAAUAUCAAAGAAUUAGAGAACGGUCCUUAUGUCCAAUAUUGGAAUACUUUGAAUCUAUUUGCGUAUGGCACCUAUAAAGAUUAUCUGGAGAAUAAAGAGAAAGUAUUAGAGUUAACUCCUACGCAAAAAAAGAAGCUUCAGCAUCUUACAAUUGUCACUUUGGCCACGAAAAACAAAUGUAUACCCUACUCGGUAUUACUGGAAGAGUUAGACAUAAAGAAUGUCAGAGAUCUGGAGGACUUGAUUAUCGAAGCGAUAUACGCCGACAUAAUUCAUGGAAAGUUAGAUCAGAAAAAUUCACAGUUAGAAGUAGAUUAUGCCGGUUUAGGACGAGACGUUCGGCCGGGUGAUACCGGUGUAGUAGCUGAGACAUUAGCUGCCUGGGGUGAAGCGUGCGAUACAGUUCUGUCUUGUAUCGAACAGCAAAUAUCUAGAGCUAAUGUCGAGAAACAAAAGGCUACUUAUCAUAAAGAAAGAAUACAGAGAGAUAUUACUAAUAUAAAGAAAUCCCUCGCCGCUCAAGCAGGAGGUGGAGGCAUUCAAGAAGCUGAUAUAGCUGGUGGUAGUUCUGGUGCAGGAGGAAGCGAAGCGGGUAGAGAAGCCAUGCCGGUACUCUCAGAAAAGAAGAAGUUACAGAAAGUCAAAUGUAUCAAAGUCAGUGGGCGUGAAGAAUUUAAUUAGGAUUUGACGAUUCUCUAGAUGAAUUUGAUAAAUAAUGCAACGUGUAUUGCAUAUUUAUCAAUGCAUACGUGCCUACCCAUUGCCAGUUAUCACAUAAAACGGUAUGCCCAUUGUGACGAGUUGGCUUACGUGUACUUCCAACAAUAGUACCGUUCGUACUGUUUGCGUUCAGACUUUACAGAUUCUCGUUUUGUAAGGAUUUGUAAUCGCUAAACGAUUUACUGACGGAACAAUGCGUAACUAGUCCGAGAGGUCGUUUUCGAAGAACAUUGUAUAUUCAAAAAAUUGUAAAGGUAUGCCACUGAUGUAGCUUAGCAAAAAAAAUGUCAGUCGUCCGUUAAAGCGUUGUAAUUGCUAUUCGAAUAAAAAGAUAAUAUAUUUUA